CCCGCGUGCACGCGUCGCGCUCCACAGUCCUUCGCACGAUCGAAUCGAAGCCUUCGGAGGCUCUCCUCUGCUCAUGAGGACCCCUGGAGUGAGACACAGGACUUGGAUGAACAGUUCAUAAGGAGUUUCUGUCAUGCCAAAUGUGAAAGUGAUGUGCGAAAUUGUUUUCCGAAUUUGUUUGUUUACGAAGCUGCUAGUAUUAGUGAAAUUGCUGUAAUUACUGUUAUUACUGAGCAUAAUAUUACUAGAUUACUCAUAAUGUGUAUUAUUGACUAAUAACAUUGUGGAUUUACGUACAAAUAUUCCUACAAUUCCUAAAAGGAGCUAUUAACAUUUUACUAUGUAGGUUUGCAAAUCGCGAGAAAACCCAUUCAAAAGUAACGGACCCCAAGAUUAUUCCCAGCGCUUGGAUCCUAAUUACAGUGAUAGUGCCCAUAAAUCUACAGCAUAUUGAAAAUAGAAGUGCAAACUCAGAUAAAGUAAAAAUAAGUGCUGCUCCUAAUGAUGGAACGCCACCGAUUGAUGACUAUAAAGAUGUCCAUGAGGAAACUGAAGUGACUAGAUAAGAUGGGUAAGAGGUGAAUGGUGCGAGUACCAGUGAUGCAUUGGUGCGUGCUGGUGGCGGCUAUGGCCGUGGUGGCCGUCACCAUGGCGGGCUCUGGACCCCGCCGCUGCGCCGGGAGGAUCGCCCGGGAACGGCUCAAGGCGGCAGAGAAGAUCAGAGACAAGAGGUACUAUCUUCUGUGCUGCGCUCCAGCGUGCGCCACGCAGAGGAGGCCGAGACCACCACCCUCGAUUAGAAGAUACCAACCGUACCACAAAACUUGGUACGGACUCAAAUACGGCUGCAACUGCUCGAAGCUCGGCUCGGAGAGCAACGCGUGCGACAUCCGCACGGGGCAGUGCCGCUGCAAGCCCCACGUCACCGGGAGAGCCUGCGACACUUGUGAGGAAGGCUACUGGGGCCUGCACGGCGGCGGGUGCCGGCGGUGCGCGUGCGGCGCGGGCGCGGCGGCGUGCGACCCGGUGUCGGGCGCGUGCGCGUGCGCAGCGGGCGUGGGCGGCGCACAGUGCGACGCGUGCCUGCCCGGGUACUAUGGGUUCGGGCCCGCUGGCUGCUUACGUAAGUGUUUAGCUAAGGAAGGCUACUGGGGCCUGCACGGCGGCGGGUGCCGGCGCUGCGCAUGCGGCGCGGGCGCGGCGGCGUGCGACCCGGUGUCGGGCGCGUGCGCGUGCGCAGCGGGCGUGGGCGGCGCGCAGUGCGACGCGUGCCUGCCCGGGUACUAUGGGUUCGGGCCCGCUGGGUGCUUACCUUGUCCAAAAUGCAUGGACGGCAAGGUGUGUUCUCCGGACAGCGGGCGCUGCGUGUGCCCGCCGCGGUCCCGCGGGCCGGGCUGCAAGCUGUGUGCCCCCGGGUACUACUCGCGGCCCAACACCUUAGGAUGCCACGCUUGCAGGUGCGGCCCUGGUGCUGUGUCAAACCAGUGUGACCCCCAAUCCGGGCAGUGCAAGUGCAAGCUGGGCUGGGUUGGUGCGGAGUGCGACCGCUGCGCCGCCGGCCACUUCGGGCCCAAAUGUAGACCGUGUCUCUGCCACGCGGACGGAACCAAAGACUGCGAAGACGGCGUGUGCCCGUGCGAUGAGGAGGGGCGGUGUCCUUGUAAGGAAAACGUAGUAGGCGACAAGUGCGACCAGUGCCUCGAAGGCACCUUCGGUCUGUCAGCGGCCAGCCCGUCGGGCUGCACGGCGUGCUUCUGCUUCGGGCGCGCCGCGCGCUGCACGCAGGCCGCGCUCUCCCGCGCCGCCGUGCACGCCGCCGCGCCGCAACACGUCACGUUGUUGAAGGGAGACCAGAAUGUUACCAUGGACAUAGACAAACCCUUCACCAUCCACCCUCAACACCCAGACACAACCAUCUCCCUCCCCUGGCCGCCUGUCCCCGUAUACGUGGCGUUAGACCGGCGGUUCCUGGGCGACCGUGUGACGUCAUAUGGCGGCGCCAUGCGGUUUACGGUGGAAGAGGAGGGGGGUGAGGAGCUGCCAGUGGAUACCAUGGCGCUGUUCCCGCUAGUCAAGAUUGAAGGGAACGGGAUUGUGCUGAAUCAUUAUCAGCGAGUACCAGCGCUGAACGGUACAUACGCGGUGCGCCUCCACGAGUCGCUAUGGGAAGUCCGAGGACAAGGAGCCCUCGCUACCAGACCCGCCAUCAUGGCCGCUCUUCAGAACGUGGAGCGAAUACUACUCCGAGUCACCACCAGGGCGCCGACUUACUACGACCACGUGCACGCCUUGCUUCUAAACGUGUCCCUAGACACAGCCAUCCCCGGUCUCAGCCGGUCAGAGCCGGCGCUCGGCGUGGAACUGUGCGAGUGCUCCGAGCGGUACUCAGCACCGUCGUGCCAGGAGCCCGCCAUUGGCUUCUGGAUGCCCCGGCAGCGGGUCCACAUCGUCAACGUGGCGGGGACUAUCGUCAUCAACUUAGAAGGGGACGCGCAGCCCUGCAGGUGCAAUGGCAGGGCUGACAAGUGUAACCCGAAGACUGGAGCUUGCUUGUGGUACGAGUACAACGCCGAGGCGUUGUCGUGCCAGGAGCCCGCCAUCGAGUUCUGGAUGCCAAGACAGAGGAUCAGGGCACGUCAGGGUCACCAACGUGGCGGGGACUAUAGUUAUCAACUUAGAAGGGGACGCGCAGCCCUGCAGGUGCAAUGGCAGGGCUGA
Messenger RNA from Ostrinia nubilalis (European corn borer), 2718 nucleotides. Its product is annotated as laminin subunit alpha lam-3-like. NCBI's taxonomy places the organism in Eukaryota, Metazoa, Arthropoda, Insecta, Lepidoptera, Crambidae. The transcript is spliced from 11 exons. Gene Ontology annotation, cellular component: basement membrane. The coding region runs from base 583 to 2718 and encodes 711 amino acids. The record is from RefSeq and is a predicted model, not a curated record. Gene Ontology annotation, biological process: tissue development; animal organ morphogenesis.